Ylistrum balloti is the source of this 2381-nucleotide messenger RNA. Its product is annotated as cytoplasmic protein NCK2-like. The coding region runs from base 353 to 1582 and encodes 409 amino acids. The record is from RefSeq and is a predicted model, not a curated record. Gene Ontology annotation, molecular function: protein binding. The transcript has 3 exons. Lineage: Eukaryota; Metazoa; Mollusca; Bivalvia; Pectinida; Pectinidae.
CCAGCUUUAGUGACAGAAAAGUUGUUUUAACCGUUCAUUCCAAGGAUUUUGACGUCGAUUGAAUAUCAGGCACAUACAGAAACAUCAUAUGGAGAUUAAGGACUUCGGUUCUAUGUGAUUUGAUUAGUAUCAUUCGCCAUGUAAACUGUUUGCAGGGAACGAACCUGACAUCACUUUUCGAGUCUGAGUGAGUCAGCAUCCGAACCUGAGAUAAGAUACCACAGGAAAUUUUGGCAUCAUGAAAAUAAGAAACAAAUUGAAGUUGUGGUAAUCACGUGCCUGGAACUAACACAACGCACGUGUGUAAAAUGUAUUGAUUUCAGAUGUGGCUGUUCUCACAUACCAGUAACUAAUGCCCACUUCAUCCGACAUGGCUGAGGAGCAAAUUGUCAUCGCUAAGUAUGACUACAAGGCGGAGAAUGCUCAAGAACUCGACAUAAAAAAGAAUGAGAAACUUGUUCUUCUGGACGACACUCGGGGCUGGUGGAAAGUCCAAAACAGUCGCAAUAAAUCAGGCUUUGUGCCAUCUAAUUUUGUGAAGCGUUCCAAGACAUCAAAGUUUCUCACGAGUUUGCGCAAUACCCUUGGUCGAAAAAAUAAAGGGGAGGGCAAAGUAACAGUUACAAGUCCCAUGGUAAGUCGAAAUGGUGAUACAGGAAGUGACCAAAACAGUACUAGUAGUGACGUUCAAAUAUGUGACCCUUCCCCAGCCAUAUCAAAGUUUACAUAUGCCGCACAGCAACCAGAUGAACUGUCGCUUACAAAAGGUGAAAGAGUGAUGGUUUUAGAAAAAUCUUCCGAUGGCUGGUGGAAAGGUAGGAAAGCAGAUAAUAUAACAACAGGGUGGUUUCCAUCGAAUUAUGUUGAUUUAGAACAGUCAGAAAAUGAUGGGACCAUGUACACUUCGGCUGCUGCUCUGGAAUGCCCCCAACCUCCACUUCCAGAACCAGAUACACAAGAAACUGUCACUACGAUAUGUCCCUUCAAUAGUACAAAUCCGGAGGAACUUAGUUUUGAAAAAGGUGAAAGGUUAGUGAUCAUAGAAAAGCCUUCUGUUGAUCCGGAGUGGUGGAAGGCACGAAAUGGGCGUGGGGAGGCAGGUCUUGUGCCACGGAAUUACGUACAGACUGUUGAGGACAGUGAGGGAGAAACCGCCACAAACACAAGCUCGUGUACACCGCAGUCCCAAUCCACAAGUAGUCUAUCCAACGCCUCAAAUCUGAGUGUUGUUGGCAAUAGGAAACAAUUCCGUGUAUCUGGUCCCAUGGCAGAGAAAGACUGGUACUAUGGUAAAAUUACUCGGCAAGAAUGUGAGGAUGUGUUGAAAAAGUUUGCAGAUGAAGGAGAUUUUCUUAUCCGUGAUAGUGAAUCUGCCGCUGGGAACUUUACUGUGGUGUUAAAAGCAAGUGAAAGAAAUAAACACUUUCGUGUUCAAGUGAAUGACAACUUGUACCAGAUCGGCCAACAGAAAUUUAGCUCUCUGGACGAGUUGAUAGAGCAUUAUAAAAGACAUCCAAUAUUCAAGCAAGAAAAUGAAAAACUCUACCUUGUCAAAGCAUUUGUGUAUCCCUCAGAGUUCUAACGGUACCCUAUAGGGGGGUGGGGACAUUCAAUUGUGUGGAAGCUUUCAUCCCUUUGGAGUUGUUACUCUUUUGGAAUGAGAGGCUAUUGUAUUAAUUGUGUCAGACCUUUCAUCCCAUCAUUAAUCAUGUGCACACAGUGAAGGUAACAGUCAUAUCAUUCUCCAUGUGUUUGUGUUUAGCACCUACAUAAGGAUCUAGUUUACUUAUAUAUACAAUAUUUAUCUUCAUAGAAAAGUUUCACUUUCUAAAUAGAAGAUUAUUAAGAAGCGUGUUCAGGAUUCUGGAUAAGCUUGAAAUUGUUUACCCGAGUACUCAAAUUAGUGAUGUCAGACUUUUUGGAUUAAUUGAAUUUCGAAGUUUCAGAUGAUGUUCUGGUUUUUGGCAAACGGAUAAAGUUCUAGAAAGUGAAUACUCCCAUCUAUAAGUAGAUUGUUGUGAAAUCAAUUUUAACAUUGAUUACAAAAGAAACAUGAAAAUGGGAAUACAUGGUUAAAAGGGUCCUGUAGAGAUGUGAUUCAUUGUUGUCUUUGUGCCUGGUAAACAAAUCAAGAAAAUUAAAAGAAACUUUAUUUAGGUCAUUAUCAUUAGAAUUUAGUUUUUUGUCAUUUUUUUAAAACAAGUUUUACAUAAGCAUUGUUUAGUGUCACAGUGUUUACCCAUGUUUUAGAUUACACCAUAGUUCUAAAGCUUCUUGCCUAAUUAAGCUGCCUUCAUACAAAAAAAUCUAUCAUAUUUUGGUAAUUGAAUUUCUUGUGCUUUUUCCUCAAAUUAGAUCAAAUCAUUUAGAACAGAUUGCAA